Messenger RNA from Diachasma alloeum, 3037 nucleotides. RefSeq names its product epidermal growth factor receptor kinase substrate 8. Gene Ontology annotation, biological process: regulation of Rho protein signal transduction; Rho protein signal transduction. Gene Ontology annotation, cellular component: plasma membrane. The transcript has 10 exons. Gene Ontology annotation, molecular function: actin binding. The record is from RefSeq and is a predicted model, not a curated record. Bases 198 to 2852 code for a protein of 884 amino acids. Lineage: Eukaryota; Metazoa; Arthropoda; Insecta; Hymenoptera; Braconidae.
UGCUGACGAGCCACAGGUAGUAGCUCAGGUAUUUUCAGUCGACGAUGAGUACACCCUAACAUUUCCAAAAAGAUCGUUCAGUUCAGUGUCACUCGCCCCAAAAAAACUCAAUUUCCCCAUAAUCCAAUAAAAAUAAUCACCCUACAUGAUAUUUGUGUAAAUACACCUAGGUACGUCAGCGGGGAGCUUACACGACAAUGCCUUACUACAACAGUGGCCACACCUCUUCUCCAUACGCAAAAGAUGUCAUGAGCGGUCCCUCCAACUCAUCCGGCAGCCGAGGUGGUGCAGGGACCGAGCCAACUUACAUGAUGGAGCAUUUGGCGACUUUCACAGUAACCAAGGAGACUGGCAUUGUUUAUCCAGCCGAUGGUAUGCGAAGACUCCUCCAGCUUGAAAAGAGCAAUGGUAUAUGGAGUCAAAAGAUGCAGCUUCGUCUGGAGCGCAAUUGGGUGUUGAUAAUGGAUAACGAAACUGGGGCGGUGAUGGAGAGAUUUCCAGCGGCUCUCAUUCAAGAGCCGACAGCCUUUACAUCGCGAGAUCCAAUGGAGAUGUACAACAAUAUCCUAGUGUUCACAGUGGCCGACGACAGUGGCUCAGGACAGCGCGCUGAAAUGCACAUAUUCCAGUGUCAGAGUGUCUCUGCGCAGGAUCUCGUGGAGGACCUGAAGAUGCUGCAACUGGGCAAACUAGUUCCCGGCGGUUCACCUCGAGGACCGAGGGGUCAAAUACCACCGCCUCCAGCACUACCCCCGCCAGAGCCACCGUUAAACGGCGUCAGUGUUCGCGAGCAGGUCUCAGCAUUCAAUGCAAACAGUCCCACUGAUCGCGAAGAGAACAACGACGAGGUGUCCUCGACAUCCUCCGAGAAAUACGAGCGAGACGUAACGAUCCUCAACCACUGUUUCGACGACAUCGAAAAAUUCAUAGCAAGACUGCAGCACGCAGCGGCCGCCUCCCGCGAGUUGGAGCGUCGAAGACGCAACCGAAAAUCAAAAAAACGUAAUCUGGGUGACGGUAUGCUGACAAUGCGUGCCAAGCCACCCCCCGAGAUGGAGUUCAUCGACAUCUUCCAGAAGUUCAAGCUCUCAUUUAAUUUGCUGGCUAAGUUGAAGGCCCACAUUCACGAUCCAAACGCUCCAGAGCUGGUGCACUUCCUGUUCACCCCUCUGGCGCUGAUAGUCGAUGCCUCCCAUGACACAAAUUACGAUCCAAAUUUACCGAGCAAGGUGGUAUCGCCCCUGCUGACCCGGGAGGCAGUCAAUCUUCUGAUAAAUUGCGUUACAUCUAAGGAAACUGAACUCUGGCAUUCCCUGGGUGACACCUGGUUAAUUCCAAGGGAUCAGUGGAAAGGUCAUGUGCCGCCCUAUCAUCCGGUAUUUAUGGACGGCUGGUCACCGGAAUAUCCGAUUCCCGAGGAUCGCGAUCACGAUCAUUUGGCUUCACUGUUGAACGCCGAUAAGCAGAAACGAGAUGAAAUACCCGAACAGCAGGGGGAUAAUUACUACGGUCAUCGGGAUGUCGAGGAGUCGCACUACAGCAGUGAUUACUUGGAGUAUGAGAGUCGCGAGGAGCGUGGCAAUAACGAUUACUUCGAGAGGGAGAGAAAUUAUGUGCCUGGAUCGGAAUUGUACACUCGAGAGGAGAGGGACAGAGGGGAUCAGACACGAGCGCACAGUGACAUUUCGGUGGAUUCGAUCGAACGCAAUCCGAGAACUGCCUCUGGCAUUGACAGGGCCCAGGAGGCCUGGCUGGACGAUCUCAUAACGCGCAAUGCUAAAAUCGUUCAAGUCACUUAUCCCAGAACGGCUAACAAUGAUAAGGAGCUGACGGUUGUCAGGGGCGAGUAUCUGGAGAUUCUUGAUGACAGCAGGAAGUGGUGGAAGGCGAGGAAUUCUCGGGGUCAAGUUGCCCAUGUGCCCCAUACCAUUGUUACACCACAUAAUCCGUCACAUCCUUCUGAUGAUGUCUUCAAUAAUCCUCUUUAUUCUUCGAGAUAUCAGAGGCAACAGCAUGGGUACAAUUAUGAGGAUUCUGAAAUUGAAGGAACAAGCACUAGUCCCGGUCCAGAAGCAACCCAUCGAUCGCACGCGAUUCCACCCCCUGCGCCAGCUGACUGGGUACGCAAAGAGCGUCUCGGCAAGAAAGUGAACGAAGGUGAAUCUGAAAUUUCUGAACUGCAUGGAAAUGUCAUAUCCUCUAGUCCAGUGGAACCCACAGGAUCACGAAGCACUUCGAUCCUCACUUCACGACCAGUGCAAUCAGAGGAAUCAAACAGCUCGGGGUUGAAAAAUACGGGAAAAUUACAUAACUCAAAUGCAGACCAAAGAAUUGCGCAUUCUUCAAUUAGUGGUCAUGCCGUGGCUCCGCCACCCCCGCCCCCGCCUCUUCCAACACCAUCGGAAAGUACUUCAUCGAAUUCGAGUAGAACUGGAACGCUGAGAAGUAAUAAAUCAAUGAACGAUGGAGCUUCGCAGAUACAAAUGCAAGAAGAACUGAAGUGUGUUCUCACAAUGUUUCGGGAUAGAAAGAAAAACGUUGAUAUUGUGAAGACACCAGAGAUUUACGUCGACCAACACUCAACACCGCGGGAAGUGCAAGAGUGGUUGGCCAUGAAAAGCUUUUCCGAGAAAAUUUGUAGGCAAUUUAAAGGGAUGACAGGUGCCGAUUUAUUCAGUCUCACCAGACGACAGUUGGAGCAAUAUUGUGGUCCUGUCGACGGUAAACGUUUGGACAGCCAAAUAACACUGUCUCGUAAUGCAUCAGGGUACCACACGGCAAGGACCUGUGAACUAAAGCAAAUACUGGAAAAGGCAAGGAAGAAGGUCGAGGAUGCCAGUGACACCGAAUGAAGGGAAGAAAUACCUAAUUUAUUAAUGAUUAAUUAUUAAUUGGUCUACGUGUUCGACGAGUUCGGACCUGAGAUUAUCUUGCCAAUGAGAAUUUCCAAACACUGGAAAAGAAAAUUCAGUAACGAAGCUACUGAAGUAAAACGGUUCAAGUCAAUUUAUCUCUAAGCUGUGUUUUCGAGGAAUAU